AUGUUUUUUCUUCUAUUUUUUGGAGUCAAAAGUCGAUUUGCAUUCGUUGAUGAAAGUAUCAGAUCGUUUCCUGAAGAUAUAAGCAUUGAUAUUCCUGAUGAAUAUAACUUUCUUCAGGAAUAUCCUCAUUGCGAUCUUGGUCCUUUAACGCAAGAGUGCGGUUGUUGCUAUGCUUAUGGACCAAUAAAGGCAAUGAGUCAUAGGAUAUGCAAAGCUAAAAACAAAAAGACAUUUUUAUCAGCACAAUUCAUAGUCGCAUGUGAUCUACUAGAAAGUGGCUGCGAAGGCGGCUGUUCGAGAAGUGUUUACUAUUUUCUUGAACAGCAUGGCGUUACAGACGAAGAAUGUCAUCCUUGGUCAAAUCAGCUCAAUUAUUCUUCUGAAUUUUGCUCGAAAUGUAAAGAUGGUUCACAAGCAACAUUAUAUAAAGCUAAAAUAGGCAGUACAAAACAAAUUACUUCUGUCCAAGAAAUUAAAAAAGAAAUUUAUUUACAUGGGCCAGUCUCAGCCUCUGUUGCAGUUACAGACCGACUUAAAUACUAUACUGGAGGACUUUUUGAAGAUCCUCCUCGAGAUUAUAUCGCAGAUCGCACACAUACAGUUGAAAUUAUCGGCUGGGGCCAAGAAAAAGGGAUUCCGUAUUGGAUAAUUUUGAAUCAAUAUGGACGUCUUUGGGGCGAAAACGGAAUGAUGCGAAUUCGUAUGGGAAGAGAUGACGCCAGAGUUGAAAGCUACGUUUUAGCUGCAGAACCAAUGAUAACUUGGUAG
Molecule: messenger RNA, 768 nt
Organism: Trichomonas vaginalis G3
Lineage: Eukaryota; Parabasalia; Trichomonadida; Trichomonadidae
Product: cysteine-type peptidase protein
Exons: 1
Coding region: 1-768 (255 amino acids)
Cellular component (GO): lysosome
Molecular function (GO): cysteine-type endopeptidase activity
Source: RefSeq, a predicted model, not a curated record